Messenger RNA from Dromaius novaehollandiae (emu), 3288 nucleotides. It is a transcript of the gene MAN2B2, whose product is annotated as mannosidase alpha class 2B member 2. Gene Ontology annotation, molecular function: alpha-mannosidase activity; carbohydrate binding. Gene Ontology annotation, cellular component: lysosome. The transcript has 19 exons. Bases 92 to 3139 code for a protein of 1015 amino acids. NCBI's taxonomy places the organism in Eukaryota, Metazoa, Chordata, Aves, Casuariiformes, Dromaiidae. Gene Ontology annotation, biological process: mannose metabolic process. The record is from RefSeq and is a predicted model, not a curated record.
GGCCGGCGGCGGGGGGAGGCCGGGCGCGGCGCGGCCUGGGCGGCGGGACGCGGAAGUGCGGCGGCCUGAGGGGAGCCCGCGGGGAGCCGCCAUGCGCCUGCUGCUGCCGCUGCUGCUGCUCCUCGGCCUGGCGCCGCGGGCGGGCGGCCGCGGGCCGCUGCGGGCCUUCGUGGUGGCCCACAGCCACAUGGACGUCGGCUGGGUCUACACGGUGCAGGAAAGUAUGCAUGCUUAUGCCGCGAAUGUCUACACGUCUGUUGUGGAAGAGUUAAUAAAAGGAAAGCAGCGCAAAUUUAUUGCUGUGGAGCAGGAGUUCUUUCGACUCUGGUGGAAUGCAGUAGCCACGGAUAAGCACAAACAGCAGGUACAUCAGUUGCUUCAAGAGGGACGAUUGGAAUUUGUCAUUGGAGGGCAAGUGAUGCAUGAUGAAGCUGUGACACUAAUUGAUGAUCAGAUUUUACAGUUGACGGAAGGCCAUGGGUUUUUAUAUGAAACCUUUGGGAUCAGGCCUCAGUUUUCUUGGCAUGUAGAUCCUUUUGGAGCUUCAGCUACAACGCCAACUCUUUUUUCUCUGGCUGGUUUUAAUGCUCAUCUUAUCUCUCGAAUUGACUAUGAUCUGAAGGCUGACAUGCAGAAAAACAAGAAACUUCAGUUUGUAUGGCAGGGCUCUCCUUCCUUAUCUGAAAGUCAGGAGAUCUUCACCCAUGUUAUGGAUCAGUACAGCUACUGCACUCCAUCACAGAUACCUUUUUCAAACAGGUCAGGAUUUUAUUGGAAUGGAAUUGCAGUUUUCCCAGAUCCACCGAAAGAUGGUGUUUAUCCAAACAUGAGUCUCCCUGUUACAGAUACCAAUGUUCAUCUGUAUGCACAAACCAUGGUGACAAACAUUAAGGAGAGAGCAGCCUGGUUCCGAACAAGUGAUGUCUUGUGGCCGUGGGGCUGUGACAAACAGUUCUUUAAUGCAUCUGUUCAGUACUCCAACAUGGACCUAUUGCUGGAUUAUAUUAAUGAGCAUUCUGAUCAGUUUGGAGUGACUGUCCAGUAUGCCACUGUUGGUGAUUACUUCCAAGCAGUUUAUAAUAGAAGUCUUACAUGGGAAAUUCGGGACUCUGAAGACUUUCUUCCAUAUUCCACAGAGCCAUUUCAAGCAUGGACGGGGUUUUAUACUUCUCGGAGCAUAUUGAAAGGAAUUGCAAGGAGAGCAAGUUCACUGCUUUAUGCUGGAGAGUCCUUUUUCACGCAGUAUGUCCGGAGACACCCAGCAAGUUCUGUUUGCAAAUGUCAAGCCUUAAAGCAACUUCAGAGCCUUAGAUGGGCAGUUUCAGAGGUCCAGCACCACGAUGGUAUAACUGGCACAGAGUCUCCCAAGGUGAAGGACAUGUACAUGGAUAAUUUGAUGUAUGGAAUGUUCAACGUAAAGAAGCUGAUGGGUUCCAUAAUCUUUGACAUAAACAAUGCUGAGAAGAAUGGAGAGGUCUACUCUUAUGUUUACAAUAAAGACUCAGGAAAACUAGAUAAAGGUACUACAGAUGUUGACCAAUAUGUGAUUGUCUAUAAUCCACUGGCAUGGAACAUCACCACCUUUGUCGUGGUUUCUAUCAGCCACUCGUCAGUCAGCGUAUAUGAUGAGCUUGGACAUUCUGUGCCCGCACAGAUUCAGAGCUCAGCAGAGUCCCAUUUUACCUAUAAUCUGUAUAUUCUAGUUGCAAUAAGCGGUCUGAGCUACAGAAAAUACAAUAUUAAGCCUUCGCUUGGUAAGCAAUCUGCAUUUAUUGGAAGAUCAGUUAAGUACAAGCGAAAAGACAUAACCCAUGCACGCCAACAAAGUCAACAGUUGCUUCCAGUGGUUAACAACUGCUACCAGGUCAUGUUUGACCAAAACACUAAUCUAAUGCACAGCAUUACAGAGAGGGAGACUAACCAGACUGUCCAGCUGACACAGGAGUUCCUUGAGUACCAUGUGAAUGGAGAUAUGAAGAAAGGACCGAUUUCAGAUAACUACUUAUUUGCCCCAAAUGCUUCAGCUGUUCCAGUGUCAAAAGCAGUGGGAUUGGAAGUGGUUUCUGGAAACUUAGUGACAGAGAUACGCCAGUAUUUCUACAGUAAUGUUACUGCUCAGGAGUACAUAUACGUAGUGUAUACCAGGAUGUAUACAGUACCAGAAGGCUAUGAUGGAAGGUUGCUUUGCCGUAGGGUAGAGCAAGAAUACAGCGCUGGGCCUUUGGAACUAAAUCGUGAGGCAAUUCUAAGAACAAGCACAAAUUUGAACACUAGACAGCUACUCUACACUGACAGCAAUGGAUAUCAGAUUCAGAAAAGACCAUUCAAGGCAUAUGUGAAUAACACAGUGGCUCGGAACUAUUAUCCUAUGGUCCAGACUGCCUAUAUUGAAGAUGAUAGCACAAGGUUGGUGCUACUUGCAGAAAGAGCUCAUGGUGUCUCGAGUCAAGGAAACGGCCAAGUGGAGGUGAUGCUGCACAGGAGACUGUGGAACAACCUUGAGUGGGACCUGAAUUACAAUCUCACUUUGAAUGACUCUUCGGUGGUUCGUCCUGUGUUUUGGCUUAUUUUAGGAACCAAGAGUGUCACCAAUACAUUGUAUCGGACAAGUGGGCUUGCAUUAGAACACAGACCAGUUGUUAUGUUUGGAGCAUUAUCAGGAGAUAAACCAAAGCUAACCAGGCAACUUCAGCUGAAUUCAGUCCACAGUUCUCCUGUAACUGUCCCGCCUAAUCUUCAUCUCCAGACUCUGAGCAUCCCAGGGUGGAAAUACAGCUCCAAUCACACAGAGCAGAUUCACAGUGUUCACAUGGGUAAACAAAAGCAAGCUGAUGCAGACUUCAGUCGUGUCCUGCUAAGAAUUAGGCACCUGUAUGAAGUGGGAGAAGAUCCUGUACUGUCUCAACCUGUAAUAGUGAAUUUGAAGUCUUUGCUGAAGGGAUUAGGAUCAGUGAUGUUAGUGGAAGAGCGAUCACUCACAGGCACCUGGGAUGUAAACACUUUGAAGCGGUGGAAGUGGAAGACUGCACAGUAUCCAAGCAAAGGAUUCUACAAUAGCAGAGAGACCUCAGAAAACUGUAUAGUAACUGUUCACCCAAGGGAGAUAAGGACUUUUUUUGUAUACUUUCAAGAUCAGUGAAGUUUGGCAUUGUAUUUCAAGAGUGAAUAUUUAAUAGGCUCCAAUAUUUGAAGACAUGAGUGAUCCUGAAAAAAACAUUCUACUGCUGUUAAUGAAAGGAACAGUCAUUUUGGAGUAAACUUCAAAUUUGAUUAAACUUUUAGCCUGAA